UAAUUAUUCAAUUUUAUACUUAACUUUUUAAUUAUAUUUUGAUUUAAAUAAACACUUUAAUGACUUCAUCAAAAUUAGGGAUUUAGGGUGAACACAAACUCAUAAACAAAAGGGAGAAGAACUUGGUCAGAUCUGCUUAGAAAACAAAAUCCCUUUUUCUUGAAGAACACUAUUUCUUCUUUAAUAACUCGUCACCCUCCUCUGGUUUUUAGCUCAUUCUUCCUUCCUCCAUAACCCCUAACCCAGUAAUCACCCUUUUUCGUGUUUUCUCUCUCCUCCCCACCGCCUCACUCCCAUUUCUCCAUUUUCUUUCCACAAUCUAAUUUUCAUUUUCAAUUUCAAUUUCCCCAAAUUUUCAAUCUCAGAAAACCCCCAAUUUUCUCACAAGAACCCUAGAUUAAUCGAAGAAAAAACAAUGGAAAUCUCAUCAAAUCAAAUAACUCCAUCACCAAUUCUGAUAUUCUUACCAAUUUUCCUCACAAUUUACCUAACUGGGUACUCCCUAAUCUUCAAGAACUGGCCCCCGAAAUUCCGCCCAGAAGCCGCAAGCUGCUUCAUCUCCCUCUUCCAUGGCACCCCAGCUGCAAUCCUCGCCAUUUUCUCUCUCCUCAACUCCCCCCACACGACCUACUUUUCCCAAAAUACCCUCCUCCAGAACACCAUCCUUGAAUACAGCAUCUCCUAUUUCAUCAUGGAUUUGACUCAUUACCUAAUCUUCUACCCCUCCGACGUUCUCUUCAUUGGGCAUCAUUUAGCCACCCUCUUCGUGUUCGUCACUUGCCGCUUCGUCGUCUCCCAUGGCGCAUUCUCCAUCUUAAUGCUCCUCAUUUUGGCCGAGGUCACAAGCUUGUUGCAGAAUCUAUGGACGUUGGCGAACGCCAGGAAGGAAGAACUUGAAUCUGCUGCAAGAGUUUUCGCCAUUUUAUCAAUCCCAUUCUAUGUAAUGUAUACGAUUGCUAGGGUUUUUCUGGGACCGAUUUUUGUGUAUAAGAUGAUUUCUUCGUUCUUGAGAGGAGAUGGAGAUGGGAUUAUACCAAUUUGGGUUAUGAUUUCUUGGAUUUGUGUGAUUGCAAUGGCGAUUUCUGUUAGCAUUUUGUGGGUUUCCAAUUUAUGGGUUGAUUUGUUUAGACAAUGGAGGAAGAAGAAAGUUCAAUAGGGGUAUAAUUGUAAUUUUGGUUCUUGUUGCAAAUAUAAAUAUAGCAUACGUUUAUGUUUUGCAUUUUGA
This is a messenger RNA of Spinacia oleracea (spinach), 1225 nucleotides long. Its product is annotated as TLC domain-containing protein At5g14285. The record is from RefSeq and is a predicted model, not a curated record. The coding region runs from base 416 to 1156 and encodes 246 amino acids. The transcript has a single exon. Gene Ontology annotation, cellular component: membrane. NCBI's taxonomy places the organism in Eukaryota, Viridiplantae, Streptophyta, Magnoliopsida, Caryophyllales, Amaranthaceae.